GCUACGGAGUACUCGUACUUUCGUAGUAAACCAACGAAAAGAAAAAGAAAAGAAAAUGGAAGUCUAAAACGCUUGUGCCAUCGGGACAAAAAACAAAAAGUGUAGAACUUAUGAUGACGUCAGCUAUUCUGGGAGCAAAGCCAUUGUUAUCGGCUCAUCAUCGAGUACGAGCGGUUUAUACUCCUGCCAUUAAACCCUCUUCUUCUUCAAUGGCGGCAACAACAACAACUCCAAAAUGGGCACAGAAGACCAUCACUCUCUCUCCUCACCCUCGUGGCUGCCAUCUCAUCACCUCUAAGGUACUGAAGGAAAUUGAACAAGAUUUGUCUGGAUUCAGUUGUGGGCUUGCUCAUCUUUUCGUGCAACAUACUAGUGCUUCCCUGACCAUAAAUGAAAAUUACGACGAUGAUGUUCGGAAGGACACUGAGACAUUUCUAAACAAGGUGGUUCCAGAGGGUAGUUCCGCACCAUGGAGGCACACAUUGGAAGGGCCUGAUGACAUGCCAGCACACAUCAAGUCAUCAAUGUUUGGCUGUGCAUUGACGAUUCCAAUCACUAAUGGACAGCUUAAUAUGGGAACCUGGCAGGGAAUAUGGUUGUGCGAGCACCGUGAUCAUCCAACUCCACGCAAAGUCGUAGUUACACUUAAUGGGGUGUAGUUGGCAUCUUUAAUCAGUAUAUUACUCUUUAACUUUAUGUGAGAAGUUCAUUUGAUGUUUUUGCUGAUGGAACUCUAAAAGAGACUAUUAUCUGUAUGUUUCAGACGAAUUCGAACCACACAUCCACGAAGUGUAAAUUGUUACAAGUCAUAAUUAUGUUCCCUCUAUGUUUGA
Spinacia oleracea (spinach) is the source of this 833-nucleotide messenger RNA. RefSeq lists its product as uncharacterized. The transcript is spliced from 7 exons. The record is from RefSeq and is a predicted model, not a curated record. Lineage: Eukaryota; Viridiplantae; Streptophyta; Magnoliopsida; Caryophyllales; Amaranthaceae. Bases 111 to 659 code for a protein of 182 amino acids.